CCCGGCGGCCUGAGUGGCUGCAGCCGGGCCCCCGCCCGCCCGCCCCCUGCUUCCGUGGAGCGGCGCCUCCCGGGAGUUCAGUCGCGCGGGCGGCGCGGACUCGAGCUGGCCGACCACCUGCGGCCCCGACUUCUCACCUGCGCCCCCGAGCCUUCAGACCGGACCGAGCCGGGGAGCAGUCCCCCCAGCCGCCACCUCUGGGGCCGAGGAGUGGUGACAGCGCCGACCCGGGGGGAAGGGAGGAAGGAGGAGAGACAAAGGCGCGCCGGCCCCGCCUCCUCGCGCCGCCCACCAUGUGUCAGUCAGAGGCGCGGCGAGGACCCGAGCUCCGCGCGGCGAAAUGGUGAGAUGCCCACGGCCGCGUCCUAACCCCGCCGUACCCCGCCGCGACCUCCGGAAGGUCCGAGUUCACGUCCAGCGGCUCCGCGGUGGAGGUGGUGGCGGCAGCAGGGGGCUAGGGGACCAGCUCCCGCGGCUAGAGGGGCCCACUCCGGGGGGCCUGAGUCGGAGAGCCCGCUUCAGGUUGCACUUCCCUCAGCUGGCCCUGAGGCGGAGGCUGGGACAGCUGAGCUGCAUGUCCAAACCUGCCCUGAAACUGCGCUCCUGGCCCCUGACGGUCCUCUACUACCUCCUGCCCCUCGGCGCCCUCAGGCCCCUCAGCCGGGUGGGAUGGAGGCCUGUGAGCAGGGUGGCCUUGUACAAAUCGGUGCCAACACGCUUGCUGUCGCGGGCCUGGGGCCGCCUCAACCAAGUGGAGCUGCCGCACUGGCUGCGCAGGCCCGUCUACAGCCUGUACAUCUGGACUUUCGGGGUGAACAUGAAGGAGGCCGCCGUGGAGGACCUGCACCACUACCGCAACCUCAGCGAGUUCUUCCGGCGCAAGCUGAAGCCGCAGGCCCGGCCCGUGUGCGGCCUGCACAGCGUGAUCAGCCCCUCGGAUGGGAAGAUCCUCAACUUCGGACAGGUGAAGAACUGUGAGGUGGAGCAGGUGAAGGGGGUCACCUACUCGCUGGAGUCGUUCCUGGGCCCCCGCACGCCCUCAGAGGACCUGCCCUUCCCCCCAGCUGCGCCCCACAGCUCCUUCAGGAGCCAGCUGGUCACACGCGAAGGGAACGAGCUCUACCACUGUGUCAUCUACCUGGCCCCCGGGGACUACCACUGCUUCCACUCCCCUACUGACUGGACCGUCUCCCACAGGCGCCACUUCCCAGGCUCCCUGAUGUCUGUGAACCCUGGCAUGGCCCGCUGGAUCAAGGAGCUCUUCUGCCACAACGAGCGGGUGGUCCUGACUGGGGACUGGAAACACGGCUUCUUCUCGCUGACGGCCGUGGGGGCCACCAACGUGGGCUCCAUCCGCAUCUACUUCGACCGGGACCUGCACACAAACAGCCCCCGGUACAGCAAAGGCUCCUACAACGACUUCAGCUUCGUGACGCAUGCCAACAAGGAGGGCAUCCCCAUGCGCAAAGGCGAGCACCUGGGCGAGUUCAACUUGGGCUCCACCAUCGUGCUCAUCUUUGAGGCCCCCAAGGACUUCAACUUCAGGCUGCAGGCAGGACAGAAGAUCCGAUUUGGGGAGGCUCUGGGCUCCCUCUGAGCCUCCUGCAUGGCCGCAGCUGCUGAGGGUCCUUUCAAGGGGACCUCUGAGGCUGUGUAGGGAGGGGACUGUAGGGUCUUACCAGGCAGGACCUGGGUGACUUCUGUCCCUACUUCUGGGGUGCAGACAAGGUCGUCAGCCCAUCGUGCCGUAGACCGCCGUUACCCCCUCUCCCACCUGAAGAGAAAGUAUGGGCCAGGAUGAUGGAGUCCCUCUUGGAGACUUUUUAACGUCUCGUAAAAACUGGCUCUGUGACCUCCCGGCCGAGCAUUCGGUUGGUCCCGAUUUCCGUUCUGAGAUACGCGGUAGUUAAGGUACCUUCUUGCUGCUCGUCCUGUCACUGCUUUCUGGCCUCCGCCUCUGCUUCCCCUGCACAGGGUGAGGUGCCUCCUGGCACUGACUGUGGGCCCCACAGCGGGGCCGGUAACACAGCUGCUUUCUGUCCCCGAGUUUGCUCCACCUUGCUUGUUGGGAAAGGCUGUCUUCUCUCUUUGCACAUGUGGCUGAACACAUCACCUGCUGAGACGCUGUCAGCAGCUUCCAAGGGUGGCCUUUGGUGGCUCGGUGCUUUGCAGGCCCUGGCGAGUGACCUUCCGGAGCUGGUAGGAUCUAUUAUCGACCCCCCUAGUGGUGGCCCAGCUGAGACCAGGGGUGAGCUUGUGUCCCCUCCCUACAUCCAGGCCUGUGUAAAUACGCAGAAGUUGCUGCUAUUGAUCAGGGGCUUACACUGGAAACAAAGGAGCCUUGUUGAUGUCUUUGGUGUGUGACGGAGGGGGGUAUCAGUGCCUAGAAAACCUGUCCCCAAGUAACAGAUACUAACAGGUACGAAAUCCUGAGGGAGCCACUGAUGGGGGGCGUGGGGGGGGCCAAGUUUCAUGUUUCCUGGGGAUGCUGUGAAUUUCUCCUGCAGGAGAAGCCACUUGAACUUUUUCAACUGUAUCAGUAGCACAGUAUUUUUGUAUGAAAAGUGGGAGACUUCUGAACAGUGAUUCAUUUAAUUGCAACAUUUUGAAAUAAACUAAAAAACAUUGCUGCUCUGCA
Messenger RNA from Bubalus bubalis (water buffalo), 2638 nucleotides. RefSeq names its product phosphatidylserine decarboxylase (gene PISD). The record is from RefSeq and is a predicted model, not a curated record. Bases 341 to 1597 code for a protein of 418 amino acids. Gene Ontology annotation, biological process: phosphatidylethanolamine biosynthetic process. Gene Ontology annotation, molecular function: phosphatidylserine decarboxylase activity. Gene Ontology annotation, cellular component: mitochondrion. NCBI's taxonomy places the organism in Eukaryota, Metazoa, Chordata, Mammalia, Artiodactyla, Bovidae. The transcript is spliced from 8 exons.